Messenger RNA from Helobdella robusta, 894 nucleotides. RefSeq lists its product as hypothetical. Bases 1 to 894 code for a protein of 297 amino acids. NCBI's taxonomy places the organism in Eukaryota, Metazoa, Annelida, Clitellata, Rhynchobdellida, Glossiphoniidae. The transcript is spliced from 4 exons. The record is from RefSeq and is a predicted model, not a curated record.
AUGUCUUUAAAUGCUAAUAAUAAUAAAGUUAGUAAUACUGUUAACCAGUCAAAAAUUUCAACAAAUACUACUCCUGUGACUCAAUGUUGGGGUGACCGUCAUGAUUCGUCUGCUGUGGAUUCCCAUUGUGAGUCUCAUGAUGAGGCUGGUGAUGGCUUUAAAAUGGUUACAAAUAAAAAGCAGAGAAAGUCACCUAAGUCCAAUCAUUUCAGCCAAUUGCCCAAUACCAAUAGCGGUUCCAAAACUUUGUCAAAGAAAAUUUUCGGUACAGGACUUGAUUGUCCAUUCAAGGCUUCAAAAGUUAUCGUUAAAAAAACUACAUAUUACGUAGGCAACGUCGGCCCCUGUGGUAAAAAUGUAAUUGAAGAUCAUUUAAAGUCAAAAAAUAUCGCUAUCACCAGCUGUUUCCCGAUUUUACGUAAAAAAAAUUCUGAUGAUCCUCCUAUCGAUGUUAACACCGAAUCAACUGCGUUUAAAAUAGUUUUGCCGGUAGAUGAUUUACCUAAGUUGUUGAACCCAGAUAUCUGGCCUCAAUAUGCUUUUUUCCGUGAGUGGGACUACUCAAAGAUAGGCUCAGCCCAGUUAUCCUCGCAGAACGCUAAAACUACUGACCAUGGCGGAAUCAAGUUUGAUUUGGUGGCUGUCACUGAGACCUGGUUGAGAGAUGCUACCUCUGCUUUGAUAAAUUUAUCUGGUUUUAAAUUUGUAUGCGUGAAUCGUAUUGGCAAUAUUGGUGGUGGUGUUGGUUUAUUUGUUAGAGAUGGCUUAAAUUAUUAUUCCUUAAUAUCAGCGGCCACUCGUGUUACUGCCACUAACAUUGUUAAAAAUGCAAUCAUUACAAAUUGUAAAUCUUUCCGUAAGAAAUCCCUUAAGAGGAAGCCGUGGAUUACUUAG